AUGGUCAGCCUAGCCGCUCGCCAGCUAUGGAAACGUACACUCUCUAUACUUCGAGUGAAGUUGCUGUACAGUAGAAUCACUCUGACGCGAUUUACCACAUUCUACUUCUUCCUCGCCUUCGCCUCUUGCAUCGUUCUCAGUGCGCUACAAGGUGUCGCAUUCACCGAUAACUCCAUGGCCGUAGCUGCGCUUGCGCCGGUAGUCAAGAAUGUCCCCUCUGACCAAGUGCUUGUGCUAGAGAAAGGAGUGUUGCAGACGUGUACCAGUAUCCCAGAUCAACGUGGGACGAAGUGCACAGUGCACCUGGUUUUUGGUUCGAGAAAAAGUAAGCGCCACUGGGACGACGACGGUGAUAUUUUGGAUAUCGAAGAGGCUGGAAACGGUGAUGGCGAUACGGAUGGUCUUAGAAAUGGGUCGCCUGUUAAAUCUGCUUCUAGCGUUUUGACUAAUGACUCUGGCUUGAGCGAUAAUUGUAUCCUUUCUAUGGCUUGGUUGGAUGAAACACUUGAAGACUCCAAGCGGGAAGAUAUCGUAACCUUUCUUUUCCAAAUCUGGCUUUUCUCUCUGGCGCUCGUAACUAUUUUGAAUGAAUCCAUCCCUCAUCUAGGGGCGGCGUUCUUUGGCCAUGUCCUAGGCACGGGCUGGGCUGGGUAUCGUGUAUCAUCGUCACAAGCCUUGACAAGUUUCUAUCGCAGGCAUAUUGUUCCUGAAGCUUGUGGUGGAAAAGAUUUGUUAGGGGGUUGGUGGGAUAUUAGGAUACAGCACGCUGUUCCAAUCGUGAUCGUCAACAGCGUAGUAUUACUUGCAUUGCUAUAUGUUUCUGCGAGAUUGUACAAGGUAUAUGCCACCGAGUCGUUUAGCCGUGUUGGCGCUUCUCCGGUCAUUCAUGGAGUUUACAAGACCGUUUUGCUGUUCUCAGUUGGUCUGCAACUCUCCGGGUUCUUCUCGCUCGCUUCUUCUGCGAUGUGGAUCGAUAAAGUCUGUCAUGGAAUGAUGAAAAUGAUGGCGUUGCAUUCGAAAUUGUAUCUGGCUGCUUUCGUUAUUAUCCUAGUGUUUCAAUUCCCGAUGCUAUACCUUGGAUGGGUGUGCGUUCGGAAGGAGUGUAGAAUCCGAUUUGGCAUUUUUUGUGCCAUAUCCAUCUUCUUGUUGUCAAUCUCGACGUUGAUGUUCUUCAGCCCAUUGUAUCGGUACAUCUUCAUGACAUGGCCGUUCUUCGCUACUGUCACUGUGACAGCUUAUGUCCUGACCGUCUUCACGAGUGUCCUAGCUAUCGUGUGCAGACUCAACUUUGGCAAAGGGUUAGCGCAUUACCGUGAGUUUCCUUCCUUUCCUAUGCGUAACGUUUUGAUUGAUGGGCCGGCUGGCGUUAUGUUCACCGUACUGUUGUUGGAUGGUGUAGUACAAGUCACUGACGCGUUGGAGGGUGUUGAUUUCACGCCGGUGUCGUUUUGGAAGGGGCACGGUUAUGGUGGUGAUACUGAGAAGAUGGAUCUGUACGGUAAAGCCAAGCAGGGAGGACAAGGUGAUGCCAGUGGAACGCGGCUGGGAGAUAUCACGCUCCAGCUGCCAGCCAUGGCCCACCGCCAUCAACACCAGCAGGACGAGUCCCACAUGUACACCCACACCCAACCGCGGGCACGGGCGCGCGCGCACGCUCGUGCGGAGUCAAAUGGGAGACCGCGCGUGCAGGAUAGAGGCUCGUCGAUAUACUCGGAUGAAGGCGCCGGGACGCCUGUGAUGCUCUCGUUCUCGCCGCCGCUUAUUUCGGAGAUGGCCCCUGCGCCCACGAGGCUGGCGAAGGUUGCUGUGAGUAGGGCGCGGCGGUCGGGGUCGCUUGGUGGUGGGUAUGGGCAUGGGUUUGGGUUUGGGCAUGGGCAUGGCAAGUCGCAGAGUCUGAGUCAGAGUUUGGGGGGCUCGGUGCUGGGAGAUGUGCCGUAUCCGCCGCCUGGGCUGGACAUGAGGGAGGGGGUGGGAGUGCGCUCUGGGUGGGAUGAUGAAGGGAGUGAGGAGGAAGGUGUGCGAGGCGGCUAUGGGCGUAACGAAGCCUCGCGCGUUCAAGCUCGUGGAGAUACUAGUCCUUCCAGCACAUCCAACCCCACCAGCCCGUCCAGCCAGUCCAAAGGGACGCAAGGCGCCGAGGCGGCUGCGGCACCGGUAGGCCAAGGAGAUAUUCUGACGAGGGUGCCAAAGAGGUCGUCUUCUAUUCAGUCGAGAGCGAGCGCGCGCUCGAGAUCGAGGUCUGGAGGCGGCGCGGGGAAGCUUGUGAAGCAAGGCUUGCCUGCGAAUCCUCGUGCUCGCGCUGGCGCUAUUUGA
Molecule: messenger RNA, 2313 nt
Organism: Psilocybe cubensis
Lineage: Eukaryota; Fungi; Basidiomycota; Agaricomycetes; Agaricales; Agrocybaceae
Exons: 10
Coding region: 1-2313 (770 amino acids)
Cellular component (GO): Golgi apparatus
Source: RefSeq, a predicted model, not a curated record